Messenger RNA from Cyphellophora attinorum, 3012 nucleotides. RefSeq lists its product as uncharacterized. NCBI's taxonomy places the organism in Eukaryota, Fungi, Ascomycota, Eurotiomycetes, Chaetothyriales, Cyphellophoraceae. The transcript is spliced from 2 exons. The record is from RefSeq and is a predicted model, not a curated record. Gene Ontology annotation, molecular function: calcium-activated cation channel activity. Bases 1 to 3012 code for a protein of 1003 amino acids. Gene Ontology annotation, cellular component: plasma membrane.
AUGAACGCCAGCGAUCCACGGGUGGGUUCGAGUCGCGACGGAGAACAAGCGCCCAAUGCCACAAGAUUGAGCGCCGGCAUCAAUUCCCCUUCCCUGGCCACCCUCGUCGCAACAGUCCUGCCAACUUUGGCAUUCACCACAAUCUGUAUACUCAUAUUCCUGACUCUGCGCGCAAGAUGCCAGCGAGUAUAUUCGCCAAGGACGACGUUGAAAAGUCUAGAUCCUCACGAGCGAGGCUCACCAUUAUCCAAAGGCAUCUUCAAAUGGUUUCGCCAACUCCGGCAAACUCCCGACAGCUUCAUUCUCAACCACGGCAGUAUUGAUGGCUUCCUCUUCUUGCGCUUCCUCAAGAUACUCAUCCUUAUCUUCGGAGUGGGCUGCGCCAUUGCUUCACCAGUCCUCUUGCCAAUCCACGCGAUCGGGAACGGCGGCAACAAUGGUCUCGACAUUCUCACGAUGGGCAACAUCACGGACAAGACCUAUUAUUACGCUCAUGCUGCCGUAGCUUGGGCGUACUUCGGCUUCAUCUUGUAUAUCGUCACCCGCGAAAGCAUAUUUUGCAUCCACCUUCGCCAUGUGUGUUUGACUUCGCCUUUCUAUGCGGAUCGCCUCUCAGCUCGAACAGUACUAGUUACUAGUCUGCCACAUGAUUACCUGCAUGAGUCGACACUGCAGAAGAUAUUUGGCGGAACUGUGAAGCGAGUUUGGAUACCUCGACACACUGAUGACUUGCAAGAUCUGGUCAACGAACGUCAACAGACAGCCGCUCGUCUCGAGAAAGCAGAGCUCAGACUGAUAACCAUCGCCAACACCGCUAGGUCUAAAGCGUUGGGACUGAAGUCGAAUCGCAAGGUCGCACCCAGCAAGGAAGAGAAGCAAGCUCAGUCGACUGGCUUGUACAUUUCCGGCAAGGACGAGGAGUCCCCACCAGUGUCACUCAUACCUUUACCAGAUGUAAGCGGAUCGGUUGCUGCGCAGUGGAUCACACACAGCUCAAGGCCAGUACAUCGACCUCUGGCAAAUGCUGCCAGACGAGUCGACACAAUCAAAUGGACUCGGAAUCGACUCAAGGCGCUUGCGAAACGAAUUCUCAAGGAGCGGCUGGCGUUGCUCCAGUCGCCCGACAAGGCCGUCAUGCCAGCCGCAUUUAUCGAGUUUGCCACACAAGCCGACGCCCAGAUUGCUUGUCAGACGCUCUCUUAUCACCAGCCAUUGUAUAUGGCUGAACGACUUGCCGGCGUCAGACCGUACGAGGUUGUCUGGUCUUCCUUGACGCUGAGUCAAUUAGGAAGGAUGUGCCGCAAAUUUGCUAUGCAAGCUUUUGUCGCGGUCCUGGUCAUCUUCUGGGCCAUUCCUUGUGCUUUCGUCGGCAUGGUCUCCAAUAUCGAGAGCCUGUCCUACAAGAUCUCUUUCUUGGGCUGGAUUCGGGAUCUUCCAAGUCCGAUCCUUGGCGUCUUGACUGGUCUCGUUCCUGCGCUAGCUCUAGCCUGGGUCAUGAGCAUCGUACCCUGGAUCCUGCGCAUGUGUGCCAAGGUGGCAGGGACACCAACCCUCUCAAUGGUCGAGGUGUAUACACAGAAGGCAUACAUCAUCUUCCAAAUUGUUCAGGUCUUCCUCGUCACAACGCUGACAUCUGCUGUUUCAGCAGCGCUCACCCAGAUCUUGGAGAAUCCGAUGUCUGCUACAACACUGCUCAGUCAGAAUCUACCGAAAUCUUCGAACUUCUACAUCUCGUACAUCCUGGUACAAUGUCUUGUCCUUGGUGCCGCGAAUCUGGUGCGCUUCUUCGAUAUUCUGCGAUACCAAAUAUUCCCCAGACUACCGCACGACCAUCGAAAGCGAUACAAUAUUCUCCACGUCUACAACACCGAAGUCGACACCCGAGGAUUGCUGUACCCUGCCGCACUCAUGCAGCUGAUAUGGGGUUUGUAUUUGGCCGAGGUAUGCCUCAUCGGCCUGUUCUCCCUUCAAGCUGCUGCUGGCCCAAUCGGAAUGACUGUCGCCCUUCUCGUUGUCACCAUACUCGUUCAUCGCGCACUGCUCGAAUCGCUAGGUCCGUUGCUUUUUGACUUGCCGAAGUCACUUGCCGGGUCAGGCACCGCUGGUCUGAACGGACAACCGGUCGAUCCCUUCAGUCAAGCGAUUGCUGAGCAUCACCAUGAUCUCGACCCUUCGACCGGGCGGACGACCUCGUCAGAACAUCCGCUGUUCGCUGACAUCGCUGAAGAUGACGGGCCAGAGCACUUGCCAGGCGCGCCACGAGGAGGUGGUGGCGGUGGACAUUCGAUCAAAAGAUCGUCCAACAGCACUUAUAGGUAUACUAUCGCCGGCUCGGCCUCCCAAAAAGAAGAUCACGGCAUUCAGCAGCCGUCAGGUGGGAGCCCACUGGCGCAAAACAACCCGGAACUCGAAGGGUUGGACAGUGAGGACGAUGAGGAAAGGCGAUCGGGUCAAGAAGCCAUCCGCAGUGGCAUGCCCACUACCGACCCGUCCGUGUCCUCUCCUUUCCGCCUCGAAGGCCUCAUGCCAAUUCUCAAAACCUUCUCCUCUGCCGGCUCAAAGAUGAUGUCGGCCAAGUUCCACCCCUACCGGACAAGCUUCAACAGUACUCUAUCUCCACUUACCAGCCACCGCCGCUUCCUGUCAUUCCGAAAGGUGCUUGCUUCCCUCUCACCACUUCACUACGCCUCACUCAACUCUCCCAUCCCAGACCUCAUAGCUCAGCUUCGCGACCUCGACCCUCCACAGUAUUCAAAAGAGCUCUAUGAGGUCAUCUACCUACAUCCAAGCAUGUAUGCACCAGCGCCGAGAAUCUGGGUGCCGCGAGAUCAGGGCGGAGUUAGCAAGCAAGAGGUGGACCACAAUAAUCGCCUUGGACGAGGCGUCGUGGAGUGUUCGGAUGAGGGUUGGGACAUCAGUGAGCAGGGGAAGUUGUGGAGAAACCUGGGUGAGAGCAGCGGCGUGAGUUGUUGGUGGAGGGAUGGCAACGCAGGCUACAGGGGAAGAUGGUGA